Messenger RNA from Lecanosticta acicola, 863 nucleotides. The record is from the annotation of a GenBank genome assembly. NCBI's taxonomy places the organism in Eukaryota, Fungi, Ascomycota, Dothideomycetes, Mycosphaerellales, Mycosphaerellaceae.
AUGCGCUACGCUUUCGUCGCGGCCACGCUGGCCCUGUUCGGCGGCUCGGUGCUUGCAGAGGUAAGUUGAGCCGGAGGCCAGUACUUUCGGUCUUUUCUGGAGGAAUUAAAAACAUGCGUUCUAGAAAGCUGACACAUCUCGACUCCCAGGCCGUCAGCGGACUGACCGACUUGACCGCGGAGAAGUGCAAGGGCCUGGUGUUCUUGCAGGUCUAUCCACCCACGGCGGUGGAGGUGCGCUGCAGGCAGCUCCUGGGCGAGCCGGCGAUCGAGAAGCGUGGCGACGGCGAUUACGUUGACAUUUCGGUCAAAGACUUGACGGCCAAGGCGUGUUCCCAGCUGGCGUUCCCUGCGGUCUUUCCACCGUCGGAGACGGAGUUGCGCUGCAGAGAGCUGCUCGAACAGAAGCAUGCAGUCGAGAAGCGUGGAGACGACGAUGCUAAAUAUCAGACUUGGGUUAAGGCCUUGACGAUUGAGAAAUGUACCAAGAAGGACUACCCUGCGGACGUUCCAAAGGCGACGAUGGAGUGGCUCUGCAAAGAGCUGCUUGAAGAGAAGCAUUCAAUCGAGAAGCGUGCUGAGUUUCAGACUUCGGUUAAGGGCUUGACGGUGGAGCAGUGUGCCAAGAAGGAGUACCCUGCGGGCAUUCCAAAGGCGACGACGGAGUUGCUCUGCGAGCUGCUUGAAGAGAAGCAUGCAAUCGAGAAGCGUGGAGGCGACGAUAAGCUCCGGCAUUGGCUUAAAGAUUUGACGCCUGAGAAGUGUCACAAGAAGGAGUACCCUGCGGGCGUUCCAAAGGCGACGGUGGAGAUGAUCUGCAAAGGGCUGCUUGGAGGGAAGCAUGGGAAACUUUUGAAAGCUUAG